Syngnathus acus (greater pipefish) is the source of this 1744-nucleotide messenger RNA. RefSeq names its product ceramide synthase 3b (gene cers3b). Gene Ontology annotation, molecular function: sphingosine N-acyltransferase activity; DNA binding. Gene Ontology annotation, biological process: ceramide biosynthetic process. The transcript has 12 exons. The record is from RefSeq and is a predicted model, not a curated record. Gene Ontology annotation, cellular component: membrane. The coding region runs from base 216 to 1325 and encodes 369 amino acids. Lineage: Eukaryota; Metazoa; Chordata; Actinopteri; Syngnathiformes; Syngnathidae.
UCUCUAUAUAUGCGCAGUGACUCUCCUAAUGGGAAAGUUCCUGUUUCUCCUCCAAAAGCUUUUGCAUGACUCCGCCUCCUCUUCCACAGAAUGGGGCCCUUUGUGGGGGGUUUGCCAGCAUUCCACAGGGAAUUCCUACAGUGCGUUUUCGCCAACUCGGGAGUGUGUGAUCAGCGCUCCAGGCCAAGAGGGAGGGCACAAGUUUUCCACGCAGCAUGUUGCACACAGUCACCGAGUGGCUGUGGUGGGAGCGAUUGUGGCUGCCCGUGAACGUCUCGUGGGCGGAUCUGGAGGACCGCGACGGCCGUGUCUACGCCAAAGCCUCGCAGCUGUACGACGUGCUGCCAAUCGCACUCUGCAUUCUCUUUGUCAGAUUGCUUUUUGAGAGGUUGGUGGCCGCACCACUGGCCGAUGUUUGCGGUGUCAAAGACAAACUACGUCGCACUGUGGAGCAAAAUGCUGUUCUGGAAAACUACUUCUGUACAAAAGCACACGUUCCGUCACAGGCGGAUGUGAGGGCUCUGUGUAAAAAGACAAGUUGGACCGAGCGAAGAAUUCAAUUGUGGUUCAGGAGGAGACGGAACCACCGGCGUCCAGGUCUUCGAAAGAGAUUCUGUGAGGCCAGCUGGAGAUGUGGAUUCUAUUUUUUUGCAUUUGUUGGAGGCAUUUUCGCCCUCCAUGAUAAAGCCUGGUUUUACACUCUGAAGGAGGUUUGGGCAGGCUUCCCUAAACAGUCGUUGCUGCAAUCACAGUACUGGUAUUACUUCCUGGAAAUGGGCUUCUACCUUUCGUUGCUCCUCAGCCUCACGUUCGAUGUGAAGCGGAAGGACUUUAAAGAGCAGGUGAUCCACCACAUCGCCACGCUGAUUCUGCUGGCAUUCUCGUGGAUCUCCAACUACAUCCGCGUCGGCACCAUCGUGAUGGCGCUCCACGACUCGGCCGACGUCCUGCUCGAGGGUGCAAAGCUACUCAACUAUGCCAAGUGGCAUAAGACGGCCAACACCAUGUUUGUGGUUUUCACCUUCAUUUUCAUGCUGACCAGACUUGUGAUUUUUCCUUUCUGGGUGAUCCAUUGCACGUGGGUGUAUCCGCUGGAGAGCUACCCAGCGUUCUUCGGCUACUAUUUCUUCAAUGUCAUGCUAAGCGUGCUCCAGAUGCUGCACCUCUACUGGGCCAUCCUCAUAUCAAAAAUGCUCUUCAAGUGUCUCUUCAACAAGUUGGAAGGGGACGACAGAAGCGAUGAAGAGGAAGAAGAAAGCGAGGAGGAGAGAAACUACAAGAGGAGUCACAUGAACGGAGCCCAGAACUAUGCCAAUGGUCACUGAUGGGAUAAGAACAGGGAUUGGACAAAAUCCCAGUAGACUGUAUAGAAAUGCAUCCAGAAAGUAUUCAAUGCGAUUCACAUUUCCAUAUUUUUUUAGGUCACAGCCAUAUAUCUAGCAGUACCUCGACUUACGAAUGUCACAAUACAUCACUCACAAGGCCACGCCCCUUAAAGACACACAUUCAACACAAACACUCCAGUGCAUUUGAGAAAUAUACUGGCAUGUCAUUUCCCAUUACGAGCUAAGAUUGUAAUCUCUUGUGAAAGUAUGCCCUCUAGCGGCCACGAAGAAAAACAAGUGUGUGUGUGUAGAGUCGAUUGUACUUUGGAUUACAACGACUGUGAAGGAUAAGCCAUGACCUGAUAUGAAGUUACAUAUUAGCGAAGCUUAAAUAAAACACACUUCAAUUCACAAAACAA